CACUCAAAUUUUUCGUCGUCUUCUUCGCGAGAACUCUCUGAUAGAAUUCUCAAGAACCCUAAUUUCUUCAGAUCUUCUCACUCAAAUUUCCGAGAAAAUGAAGAUUGUUGGCGCUAAUGUCCAUUUCCAGAAAUUGGAAGCCAAAAGCUCUUCACCGGCGUUCUAUCAAUCCUAUCUGGAGAUGAUUGCUGCUCAAGAGCUCUCCGAAUUCCUUCAUAUGGAGAUUCAAUUCAAGUAUGAGAACGAAGUUCUUGAAUUCUACAAGAACGGAAAGGUCAAGACUGUCAAAUCGAAGAAGGACCCACAGAGGACGAUUCAAGUCAUCAAGUCCACUGUUGGAGGAACUAAAGUGAAGCUCUCUCAGAAGAAAUUGGGAGAAAAGCUUCACCUUCCCAAUUCUGGAGUUGAAAUUGGGAGACUUCCAGCCAAGAAUCCGGAUUGGAAGAUUAUUGGAAUUUCUAGACAAGUUCCCUCUAGCCCAGUGAAGAAAUCAGAUUUGAAGAACGACUACAAGCUAGUCCUGGAAUUGGUCAUCGCUUGCCUCGAGUGUGGAAGUGGAGGACAUGCUGAUGACAUCACUCAAGAGAGGGCCUUCAUCAUCAACACCCUCCUUACCAAAUCUAAGGUAAAUUGGGCUGCACAUUUCUUCAAUUCCAUUUCCAAGCAUUUAGGGAAGCCCAAACAAAAAUAUUUAUGUCAAGGACUGUACCUUAGGUACAUCUUGGAGUCCAUGGGCGUUGCCUCUAAAGGGAAGAAGUAUGAUGCCAGAUAUUGGCUAUACUACCUGUCUUCCAAAGGGGACACUACGCCAAAAACAGCAUCAGACGACUGUUGAUUAACUACUAUUUAUACAAACACAGUAGUUGGAAAAAAACAGACUACUGUAAGUUUUUCUUGGCAAUAAAACUGUAGUCUAGCU
Cuscuta campestris is the source of this 919-nucleotide messenger RNA. The record is from the annotation of a GenBank genome assembly. Lineage: Eukaryota; Viridiplantae; Streptophyta; Magnoliopsida; Solanales; Convolvulaceae.